Phytophthora sojae is the source of this 156-nucleotide messenger RNA. RefSeq lists its product as hypothetical. The transcript has a single exon. The annotation marks the transcript as partial. Lineage: Eukaryota; Oomycota; Peronosporomycetes; Peronosporales; Peronosporaceae. The record is from RefSeq and is a predicted model, not a curated record.
CCAGAACACGAACCGCGGGUAAACUACUACAUCGAUGGUGUCAACGAGAAUAUGUUUUACGGCAUCUUGCAGACGGAGAUGCGUGGGCUGCGCAAUGCAUUCAAGCUGAUUUUGGACGACUGCAACUCGCCAUUCACGUUCGCUAGUGUCAACCAA